This is a messenger RNA of Cavenderia fasciculata, 4944 nucleotides long. RefSeq lists its product as uncharacterized. Lineage: Eukaryota; Evosea; Eumycetozoa; Acytosteliales; Cavenderiaceae. The annotation marks the transcript as partial. The record is from RefSeq and is a predicted model, not a curated record. The transcript is spliced from 3 exons.
AUGGGAUUUGAGUGUAUUAUGCGCGCAUCGACACCAUGCGUUGGCACUCAGUGUUGCACAUUAUCGGCGUUUUGUGCUCCACCAAGGCAACUUGCUCCUACGUUGGCGAGUGUAUCCGGCUUGGUGGGUGGUAGUAAUGACAUUACUACAACGGCUACGACGACGGCGACUACGACGUGUUCGACCACAGCAUCGACCAUGGGAACUACCACUGCGUCGACACUGGCUACUACAACCGAUUGGCAGACGAUUGGCUUGACCGUGCCCAUUACCACGACGGCCAGUACCACGGCUUCAACACUUGCCUCUACGACUGCUUCCACCACUGCUUCAACCACGGCAUCAACGAUAGGAGUUGUGUCUGCCUCGACUACUGCUACAACCACGGCCACCUCUAUUGGAUCGACAACUGCGUCGACGGCGUCAACCACUGCGUCGACCACUGCAACUACUCUGGCGUCGACCACUGCCUCGACCACUGCCACUAUGCUUGUCACUACGACUGCAUCCACGACGGCCUCUACUAUCGCGUCGACAACGGCAUCUACCACCGCUUCAACCACCGCCACUACCACCUCUCCCCAGACAAUUGGUCGUAUCUCAACGACCGCCAGCACCAGUGCAAGCACGACAGCAUCCACUUUGGGCACUACAACUGCCAGCACUCUUGCCUCGACGACUGCAUCAACCACUGCAAGCACAACUGCUAGUACAAUGGGCUCGACUACUGCCUCGACCACUGCGUCCACCUCUGCCUCGACUACCGCCACAACCACGGCCACUUCCACGGCGACCACAACGGCUAGUACCACUGCCACAACCGCAUCCACUACGGCCUCUACGACAGCUUCGACAACUGCCACAACAACUGCAUCCAGUACGGCCACCACGACUGCAUCAACCUCUGCCUCAACUACUGCUAGUACGACAGCUACAACCACCGCGUCGACCACAGCCUCCACCAUUGCCAGCACUUCAGCAUCGACCACUGCAUCGACGAUUGGAUCAACAUCUGCUUCUACGACUGCCAGCACAACAGCAACGACCACUGCUUUCAUCACUACUGCGAACCCUACUACAAACUUACCUUUUUAUUCUUCAACAACUACUAGCGACAUAUUUGAUUCGCCAUCAGCAAGCGGAACGACAUCAGCAAGUGGAAAAACAUCAUCGACUCCAACCACUACUGGUACGGCAUCAGCAAGUGGUACUGCAUCAUCGACUCCAACAACAACUACAGCACCAAGCACUGCAUCAACAUCAGCAAGUGGAACUGUAUCAGCAACAGGUAUUACUGGUACUGCAUCAGCAAGUGGAACUGCAUCAUCUACCCCAACAACAACGGCACCAAGCACUGCAUCAGCAACAGGUUUCACUGGCAUAUCAAGUGGACGUGGAAUUGUAAGCGGCAGUGGAGGUGGUGGUGGUGGUGGUGGUGGUGGAGGUGGAGGUGGAGGUGAUACUGCAUCAUCCACUCCAACUUCAAUUGAUAUAUCAGCAAGUCCAACUUCAAUUGAUAUAUCAUCAGAAAGUCAAACAACAACUGGUACGUCAUCAGAUCCAACUACUACCACUGGUACUUCAUCAGCUAGUGGUACUGCAUCAGCAAGCGGAACUGAUUCAUCCACUCCAACAACAACAACAACCGGAACGGCAUCAUCAACUGAUUCGUCAACUCCUACUACUGGAACGGCAACAACAACUGGAACUGCAUCGUCGACUCCGACUACCACCGGAACAGCAUCGUCGACCCCAACAACAACUGGAACUGCGUCAUCUACUGACUCAUCAUCUACCACCACUGGAACUGCAUCAGCAAGUGGUACGGCAUCAGCAAGCGGAACUGCAACGACCACUGGUACGGCAUCAGCAACUGAUUCAUCGACUCCAACCACCACUGGAACUGCAUCAUCGACACCAACUACCACUGGUACUGCAUCAUCAACUCCAACAACUGGUACUGCAUCAGCUAGUGGUACUGGAACGGCAUCAGCAACUGGUAUCACUGCAUCAGCCACUGGUAUUGCAACUGGUGUCACUGCAUCAGCAACAGGUAUUGCAACAGGUGUCACUGGAACUGCAACAGCCACUGGUAUUGCAACAGGAGUCACUGGAACUGCAACUGGUGUCACUGGAACUGCAACAGGUGUCACUGCAUCAGCCACAGGUAUUGCAACAGGUGUCACUGGAACGGCAUCAGCAACUGGUAUUGCAACAGGAGUCACUGGAACUGCAUCAGCAAAUGGUGUCACUGCAUCAGCCACAGGUAUUGCAACAGGUGUCACUGCAUCAGCCACAGGUAUUGCAACAGGUGUCAGUGGAACGGCAUCAGCAACAGGUAUUGCAACAGGUGUCAGUGGAACUGCAUCAGCCACUGGUAUUGCAACAGGUGUCACUGCAACAGCCACUGGUAUUGCAACAGGUGUCACUGGAACGGCAUCAGCCACAGGUAUUGCAACAGGUGUCACUGGAACGGCAUCAGCAACUGGUAUUGCAACUGGUGUCACUGGAACGGCAUCAGCCACUGGUGUCACUGGAACGGCAUCAGCAACAGGUGUCACUGGAACGGCAUCAGCAACAGGUAUCACUGGAGUUACAUCAGCAUCAGCCACUGGUAUCACUGGAGUUACAUCAGCAUCAGCAACAGGUAUCACUGGAACGGCAUCAGCAACAGGUAUCACAUCAGCAUCAGCAACAGGUGUCACUGGAACGGCAUCAGCAACAGGUAUCACUGGAGUUACAUCAGCAUCAGCAACAGGUAUCACUGGAGUUACAUCAGCAUCAGCAACAGGUGUCACUGGAACGGCAUCAGCCACUGGUGUCACUGGAACGGCAUCAGCCACUGGUGUCACUGGAACGGCAUCAGCAACAGGUAUUGCAACUGGUGUCACUGCAUCAGCCACAGGUAUUGCAACUGGUGUCACUGCAUCAGCCACUGGUGUCACUGGAACUGCAACUGGUGUCACUGGAACUGCAACAGGUGUCACUACAACAGCCACAGGUAUUGCAACAGGUGUCACUGGAACGGCAACUGGUAUUGCAACUGGUGUCACUGGAACGGCAACUGGUGUCACUGCAUCAGCAACAGGUAUUGCAACUGGUGUCACUGGAACGGCAACUGGUAUUGCAACUGGUGUCACUGGAACGGCAACUGGUAUUGCAACUGGUGUCACUGCAUCAGCCACUGGUGUCACUGCAUCAGCAACAGGUAUUGCAACAGGUGUCACUGGAACGGCAUCAGCAACUGGUAUUGCAACUGGUGUCACUGGAACGGCAUCAGCCACUGGUGUCACUGCAUCAGCCACUGGUAUUGCAACAGGUGUCACUGGAACGGCAUCAGCAACUGGUAUUGCAACUGGUGUCACUGCAUCAGCCACUGGUGUCACUGGAACGGCAACUGGUAUUGCAACUGGUGUCACUGCAUCAGCCACUGGUGUCACUGCAUCAGCCACUGGUGUCACUGCAUCAGCCACUGGUAUUGCAACUGGUGUCACUGGAACGGCAUCAGCAACUGGUAUUGCAACUGGUGUCACUGCAUCAGCCACUGGUAUUGCAACUGGUGUCACUGCAUCAGCCACUGGUAUUGCAACUGGUGUCACUGCAUCAGCCACUGGUAUUGCAACUGGUGUCACUGGAACGGCAUCAGCAACUGGUAUUGCAACUGGUGUCACUGGAACGGCAUCAGCCACUGGUGUCACUGCAUCAGCCACUGGUAUUGCAACAGGUGUCACUGGAACGGCAUCAGCAACUGGUAUUGCAACUGGUGUCACUGGAACGGCAACUGGUAUUGCAACUGGUGUCACUGCAUCAGCCACUGGUGUCACUGCAUCAGCCACUGGUGUCACUGCAUCAGCCACUGGUAUUGCAACUGGUGUCACUGCAUCAGCCACUGGUGUCACUACAACAGCCACAGGUAUUGCAACAGGUGUCACUGGAACGGCAUCAGCCACUGGUGUCACUGCAUCAGCCACUGGUAUUGCAACUGGUGUCACUGCAUCAGCCACUGGUAUUGCAACUGGUGUCACUGCAUCAGCCACAGGUAUUGCAACUGGUGUCACUGGAACGGCAACUGGUAUUGCAACUGGUGUCACUGCAUCAGCCACUGGUAUUGCAACUGGUGUCACUGGAACGGCAUCAGCCACUGGUGUCACUGGAACGGCAACUGGUAUUGCAACUGGUGUCACUGCAUCAGCCACUGGUAUUGCAACUGGUGUCACUGCAUCAGCCACUGGUGUCACUACAACAGCCACAGGUAUCACUGGAACGGCAUCAGCAACUGGUAUUGCAACUGGUGUCACUGCAUCAGCCACUGGUGUCACUGGAACGGCAACUGGUAUUGCAACUGGUGUCACUGCAUCAGCCACUGGUAUUGCAACUGGUGUCACUGGAACGGCAUCAGCCACUGGUGUCACUGGAACGGCAUCAGCAACAGGUAUUGCAACUGGUGUCACUGGAACGGCAUCAGCCACUGGUAUUGCAACUGGUGUCACUGGAACGGCAUCAGCCACUGGUGUCACUGGAACGGCAACUGGUAUUGCAACUGGUGUCACUGCAUCAGCCACUGGUAUUGCAACUGGUGUCACUGCAUCAGCCACUGGUAUUGCAACUGGUGUCACUGGAACGGCAUCAGCCACUGGUAUUGCAACUGGUGUCACUGGAACGGCAUCAGCCACUGGUGUCACUGGAACGGCAACUGGUAUUGCAACUGGUGUCACUGGAACGGCAUCAGCCACUGGUGUCACUGGAACGGCAACAGCCACUGGUGUCACUGCAUCAGCCACAGGUAUUGCAACUGGUGUCACUGGAACGGCAUCAGCCACUGGUGUCACUGCAUCAGCCACAGGUAUUGCCACUGGUGUCACUGGAACGGCAACAGCCACUGGUGUCACUGCAUCAGCCACAGCCACUGGUGUCACUGCAUCAGCCACAGGUAUUGCAACUGGU